Messenger RNA from Pleurotus ostreatus (oyster mushroom), 1176 nucleotides. It is a transcript of the gene SNF4, whose product is annotated as AMP-activated serine/threonine-protein kinase regulatory subunit. NCBI's taxonomy places the organism in Eukaryota, Fungi, Basidiomycota, Agaricomycetes, Agaricales, Pleurotaceae. The transcript has 6 exons. The record is from RefSeq and is a predicted model, not a curated record. Bases 1 to 1176 code for a protein of 391 amino acids.
AUGAGCUCAGCUCUCUCCCCGACGUCGACAUCCAAGCGAAAACUUUCAACCCGUCGUCGCGGGAUAUCCCAUCUCCCACCGUACCAGUCUCAGGAGUCUCACGAUCAAGCCCUUACCGCUAUCCGGACUUUCCUCAAAAGUCGAACAAAUUAUGAUGCUUUCCCUGUCAGCUUCAGGCUCAUCGUGCUUGAUACAAAGCUCAAUGUCAAGAAAGCUUUACAGUGCCUACUUCUCAACGGUAUGGCAUAUUCACCCCAAUCCCCCUUGUGGAACAGCGAUACAUCAACCUUUGCCGGCAUGCUCACAGUCCUAGACAUCAUCCAUCUGAUCCAGUACUACUAUCACACGGCAAACUGGGCUACGGCCGCGGCAGAUGUGGAAACCUUUAGACUAGAAUCGUUGCGAGACAUCGAGAAGGAGUUAGGCGUAGCUACUCCUCCACUGCAUAGAGAACACCCUGCAAGCUCCCUCUACGAUGCCGCCAAGUUACUGAUACAGACACACGCGCGGCGGCUACCCCUUCUUGACAAUGACACAGAUACUGGCCAUGAAGUCAUCGUUUCCGUGCUCACGCAAUAUCGCCUCCUCAAAUUCAUAUCUAUCAACUGUAUCAAAGAAAUUCAGCAACUCAAUCUGUCUCUUCGCAAACUUAAAAUAGGCACCUAUGUUUCGCGUGACUCCGCUGGUUCGGAUAAUCCAUACCACCCUAUCGCCACCGCGAAGUUGAGCACAACCGUGUUUGACGUCGUGCACAUGUUCUCGGAACGCUCUAUCUCUGCGGUCCCUGUAAUCGACGAUGAUGGGGUCGUCCUUAAUAUGUACGAGACCGUUGAUGUUAUCACUCUUGUCCGUCUUGGAGCCUACCAAUCCCUGGAUCUCACCAUUUCUGAAGCCCUCGCCAAACGCUCGCCCGACUUCCCUGGUGUCAUCAUUUGCACUGCUUCCGACUCAUUGGGCACUCUUCUAGAACUCAUCAAGAAGAGACGCGUCCAUCGGCUGGUUGUCGUCGAAGGAGAUGAGGAAGAAAAGCGAGGCGGCAAGAAAGGCCGGCUUCUAGGCAUUAUCACUCUAAGUGAUGUCUUGAGAUAUGUCAUUGGCGCAGUUGCAAUUGGCGACGCCAUCGAACAAGAGGAAGAGCCUCCACAGAAACCUGAUACACCUGCUCCAGCACCUUAA